Messenger RNA from Frankliniella occidentalis (western flower thrips), 2121 nucleotides. Its product is annotated as AF4/FMR2 family member lilli-like. The coding region runs from base 314 to 2023 and encodes 569 amino acids. The record is from RefSeq and is a predicted model, not a curated record. The transcript has 7 exons. Lineage: Eukaryota; Metazoa; Arthropoda; Insecta; Thysanoptera; Thripidae.
GCGUCAAAUCUCUUGCACCUGUGAGCAUUGGAUGGCACCGGCGGCUGUGGCAGGCGGCAGGGCCCCGCGCAUCGCCUCGCGCGUCCCCCGAACCCGGCAGCAGCGCAUCCUGGCGUGAGGAGGUCCCCAUUGUGGUCCACGCCCUUAGGCCCUUACGCCUGGCUGGCCGCACGCCUCGGCGGCACGCGCGUGCUCCACGGCGUGCGGUAUAAAGCACGGACUCUGGCGCGCGCCGGGACUCCUACGCGGCAGGUGACUCGGUGCGGGUGUGCGACAUGCAGAGGCUGUGACUCUCCGCAACCAACAGUCCAACAUGACGACGUGUCGCCGUCUAACGCUGCUCGCGGCGCUCUGCGCCCUGGGCGCCACCCUGGUAGCCGCCGCGGCCGCCGACGCCAAGACCCGUCCCGUGCUGCCGGGCUCCAUCGCGACCUUCAAGGCAUCGCAGCGCGGCGCGGCCGCGGCCGCCGCCUCCGCCCUGGACCUGCGCAGGGACAACCAGACCAUGACGGCCGCCAUAGACGCGCGGCGAGCCAUGCUGGCCGCGGCCAACGAGUCGCGCACCGCGAGGCCCCGCGAGGAGGACGCCGUCGGCCAGGGCGACGGCGACGGUGAGGGCGACGAGCAGAACCCUACGGCCUCGGCCAGCGCCGCUGACGAGGACGAGGACCAGGGCGACGAGCACCGUCCACAGAACCACCGGGUGGUGGAGCCCACGGCUACCGCUCCCGACGGCCGCUUCGCCCCGAGCACCGAGCUCGGCCCCAUUCCCGACCAGUACGGCUACGAGGGCCCCACCAGGCACAUCCACAUCCACCAGCACCACCUGGGCGCCGCGGGGGCCACGAGCGCCACCGGGUCCGGUGCAGCCUACGGGGCGCCGUCGGGCGCGGGGUCCUCGACCGGCCGGAGGCCGACGCCCGUGCACUCCCCCGGGCUGUCACACUACCGCGCCUCCGGCUCGUCCGCGCCCUCCGCCCCGUCCGCGCCCAGCGCCCCGGGCCACCACGCCCACGUCCUGCUCAACUACAAGCCCCUCAAGUUCGAGAGCGAGGAGGAGCUGCAGCAGCACCACCACCACCACCAGCAGCAGCACCAGCAGCAGUACAGUGUGCACGAGGACCAGGAUCACCACCACUUCCACAACCAGCAGGCCGUGCACUCGGCCAUCGCCGCGGCGCACCCCGUCGGGCAUUCGCAGGCCGGGGAGGCCACCGGGGAGCUAGCGGUGGGCAUCGGACUGGGGGCGGGCCUGGCGCAUGGUGUAGGGGCCGGGGGCCUCGACGGCGGCCAGGGAGGAGGUCUCGGGGGAGGUCUCGGGGGAGGUCUGGAGGGCGGGGCCCUCGGCGGUGGAGCCGCGUUGGGCGGGGAAGCUGGUCUGCAGUACCCUCUCCUGGGAUCCGCACCAUACGAACCCCCGAAGGCGUUACCCAACAUCGGUGACCACAUCACAUUCUCCCACCGGCCCAAGGAAGUCAAGAAGGGCAAGUCGACAAACCUCUGGAGGUCAGCUCUGAAAGUGGUGGCGGGCCUCGCCCCGCUCGCGCUCCUCGUCGCCGCCAUCUCGCCCAACGUCCUGAUUAUCGACCCCCGCCUGGGCACCAGACAGCGCUCCUCCGAGGGUCAGUUGGCGGCGCAGCGCUGCGAGCAGCGCGCCGUGUGCGAGGUGGCGCGCGCCACGGGGCCGCAGGCGCUCAGCGCCCUGCGCAACAGCCUGCCCCGCUCCAGAGACCAGGCGAUCGAGCUGGCCGCCAUCAUCCAGGCCGUGGAGUCGGGCGCGUGCUCGCAGUUCGCGUGCGCCCAGUACGACGCCCGGGCCAACGCGACGGCCGCGGCCGAGGUCGCCGCUGCCAGCAGCAGUAAUGCCAGGGCGGUUCUGGUGACGCCGGGGCCGCCGUCGAUCGCGACCACGCCCAUGACCGCGACCAGCACCUCCGCGACGAGGAGGGUCAAGGAGCGCAAGAGGAAAAAGGUGGUCAAGGAGGCUGAGGCCACCACAACAGUAGGGCCACCGGCCUCCUGAGGGUGGCCACCCUUGUGAUUCUCAACAACGACUGAGGUAGCGUUAAGACAAAGUUUUAAUUUAAUAAAAAACAAACCAACAAAACAAACAGAACCAAC